Messenger RNA from Phanerochaete carnosa HHB-10118-sp, 1140 nucleotides. RefSeq lists its product as uncharacterized. The coding region runs from base 63 to 1046 and encodes 327 amino acids. Gene Ontology annotation, molecular function: aldose reductase (NADPH) activity. The transcript has 4 exons. NCBI's taxonomy places the organism in Eukaryota, Fungi, Basidiomycota, Agaricomycetes, Polyporales, Phanerochaetaceae. Gene Ontology annotation, cellular component: cytosol. The record is from RefSeq and is a predicted model, not a curated record.
CUGAGAGAUCUCCUGCACACCGUUUCUGCCCCAGAAGUCGACCCCGCGCUGCGCUGCACAGGAUGUCCUUCGGAAAUAUCAUCACGCUCUCGACUGGCCAGAAGCUCCCACAGAUUGGGUUGGGCACCUGGCUCUCGAAGCACGGCGAGGUCGAGAACGCUGUUGAGAUCGCCGUCCGUCAUGGCUACAGGCACAUCGACUGUGCGAUGAUCUACUAUAACCAGGAGGAAGUUGGUGCUGCUCUCAAGCGCGUCAUCCCCUCUGUCGUGAAACGCGAGGAGCUUUUCAUUACUUCCAAGCUCUGGAACCACAACCAUGCCCCGGAGAACGUCGAGAAAGAGCUUGACGAGACUCUGAGUCAGCUCGGAUUGGACUACGUUGACCUCUACCUGAUCCACUGGCCUGUCACCUUUCCGCCGGGCAAAUUCUUCUCGCCGCACCCCGAGAAGGACGAGAUGUUGGUCGCCGAUGGACCUCCGCUGGCCGAGACGUGGAAGGCGAUGUUGAAGCUUCCAGCAACGGGCAAGGUCAAGGCAGUCGGCGUCUCGAACUGCAGCAUUAAGUGCAUCCAGGGCAUCUACGACGCGACGGGCGUCUGGCCGACGAUGAACCAAAUCGAGCGGCACCCGCUCAACCCGCAGUUCGAACUCGUCGCGUGGUGCAAGGAGCGCAACAUCCACAUCACGUCCUACAGCCCUCUCGGGAACAACAUUAUCGGCAAGAAGAAGCUCGUCGAGUAUGAUGAGGUCAAGGCAAUUGCGGACCGCCUUGGUGUGACGUCCGCGCAGGUGCUUGUCUCGUGGGGCACGUUCGACGGGUGCUCGGUCAUUCCUAAGUCUGUGCAGAAAGACCGCAUCAUCUCCAACUUCCUGCAAGUGAAGCUCACACAAGAGGACUACGACUCCGUCACCUCGAUCGGCAAGAACAAUCACGUGCGAUUCAACGUGCCCUUCCGGUACUGCACCGAGGCGGACCCCAAGUGGGACGUCAACAUCUUCGACGAGGACGACGAGAAGACUGCGUCUCACCAGAUCAGGAUCAUCUGAGAAUAAAAAUAAAAGGGAUAGUCGCAGAAUGUACUACUUUACUCAAACGUAUUGCUAUACCGGGCUGCACAUCAAAUGACUGAUUUCUCACCAG